Molecule: messenger RNA, 728 nt
Organism: Paramecium primaurelia
Lineage: Eukaryota; Ciliophora; Oligohymenophorea; Peniculida; Parameciidae
Source: the annotation of a GenBank genome assembly
AUGAGAUAAAGUAUAUUUGCAAUCCAAAUAAUGAAGAACCUGAAAUUCCUUUUGAAGAGGAUGGUAAAAGAAAUAAAUAGUUUUGAAAGGAUAUUUUUGAUAAUGUUCCUUUUAUGUUCUAGAUGUUAGCUUUGUAAAUAAAUAAUUCAUAUUAUUUUAGGUCAUAUUUUUUAUUAAUAAUAAUUGCAACUCUAUUAGUAAAAUACACUUGAGAUUUACAUUUAGAGUAUUUAUAGGUUUUUGGAGAAGGAAAUAAGAAACCAAAUUGGAUUAAUCAUGAGAAAUCUGUUGAUUAUCAUCCAACUGUUAUGCAUGCUGAAUGUGAUACCCUUGGAUAAGGUAUGAUAUCAAAACCAUUUUGGUUUAUGAUAUUUUAUGGUUUAUGUUCGAUUUUAUUUGGUAUGCUUUUGGAUAAUUGCUAUAAAGUAUUUGGAUAAUUUUAAUAAUCUAUUAAAUUUAAUUAGUUAGGUAUUGAUGAUGCAAAAUUAACUGUUCUUGGUUCAGUUUAAGCUGUAUGUAAUGGAGGUUCAAGAUUUGGAUAGGCAGUAUUAUUUGAUAAGAUUGGUUUCAAAAAAGUUUAUUUAAUAAUAGCAGUUAUAAACUUAAUUUUUACUGUAGUUAUUGGUUAUAUAAAUGAUAGUUAUGCGGUUAUGGUGGAGUCUUUUGGAUUAUAUUGGAUUUUGUUGUGUUACUUUCAUAUAAGGAAUAUUAUUUAAAGAGGAGCAUGA